Messenger RNA from Myotis brandtii (Brandt's bat), 2089 nucleotides. RefSeq names its product WD repeat domain 86 (gene WDR86). The transcript has 3 exons. The record is from RefSeq and is a predicted model, not a curated record. Gene Ontology annotation, molecular function: protein binding. NCBI's taxonomy places the organism in Eukaryota, Metazoa, Chordata, Mammalia, Chiroptera, Vespertilionidae. The coding region runs from base 298 to 1038 and encodes 246 amino acids.
GCGCUGUGGCGUUGAAGACCAUGCCCCUGGCCUCUGUGCUUCCUGCCUCCGUAACACUGAGUUACAGAGUGUGUGGGAUGACUGAGGAAUAGUUUGAAGACCGAAAGACGAUGAAGAGGAGGGAACGGCAGGAUUCGGGGGGCAGGGUGAGUGUCCCCUGAGUUGCUCCUGGCACCCCACAGACUCUCCCAGACUUAACUUUUCAUUUUAAAGGGCUAGUCGCUUCUGGACUGGUCUCAAACACCCCUGCCCCGCGCCGCCUCAGGCAUUCUUCCUAGAGGAAAAGCAGAGGCUGGCAUGCCCCCAGGCUCACCUCUCCCCUCGCCUACAGGACACGAAAGCUACGUGACCUUCUGCCAGCUGGAGAACGAGGCUGCCUUCACGUGCAGCGCCGACCGCACCAUCAGGAAGUGGGAUGUGCUGACCGGGCAGUGCCUGCAGGUGUUCCGAGGACACACGUCCAUUGUGAACAGGAUCCUGGUCACCAACAACCAGCUCUUCAGCAGCUCCUAUGACCGGACAGCUCGUGCCUGGAGUGUGGACAAGGGGCAGGUGUCCCGGGAGUUCCGGGGCCACCGCAACUGCGUGCUGACUCUGGCCUACUCCGCCCCCUGGGACCUGCCCGGGGCUCCCUUCGAGGAGGAGGCUGUGGCCGGGGGGCUGCUGGUCACAGGCAGCACGGAUGGCACGGCCAAGGUGUGGCAGGUGGCCAGUGGCUGCUGCCACCAGACGCUACGGGGCCACACGGGUGCCGUGCUGUGCCUUGUGCUGGACACGCCCAGCCACACGGCCUUCACGGGCAGCACGGACACCACCAUCCGCGCCUGGGACAUCCUGAGUGGGGAGCAGCUGCGGGUGUUCCGGGAGCACCAGGGCUCUGUCAUCUGUCUGGAGCUCGCGAACCAGCAUGUGUACUCGGGCAGCGCCGACAGGACCGUCAAGUGCUGGCUGGCGGACACGGGGGAGUGUGUGCGCACGUUCCCAGCCCACAGACACAGCGUGAGCGCCCUCAAGUACCAUGCGGGCACCUGUAAGUGACCCUCCCUGCACCACCCCACCUGCCCAGCCCACCUUGUUCUGCCUGCCCCGCCACUCCGCUCCCCCAAAUCCUCCCUGCUCAGCACCUCUGUGCUUCUCUACUUCAGGACUAAUGGGCAGCUGUCAUUCAGGACGGGCAGCACCCGAGAGCUGUGGCCAGGCCACCUCCACCCACAUGUUCCUCCAGCAUUACUAACAAAGCAAGCCCAGGAAGGGGUGCGGGGACUCCCCUCACUUUACCCACAAGAACAUGCAGCCACCUGGAUGCUCAGAGGUCCUAGGGCAAGAGCACAUCUCAAGGACACAUUCUAAUUCUCAGUGAGACAGCGACACUGUUACUCCAGCCAGCGUGAGGGCCAUGUGGGUUGGGCUUCACUUGGCAUUUAGGUUUGCGUACAGAUAAGAGGAAACGCAGAGAGCAGUGGUCUAAAUGAGAUGGUGGUUUAUUUUUCUCUCAGGAGAAUUUUAGGGGCUCUCAGUUAUCAGGCACCCAGAUUCCUUGUCACUUUGCUUCACCACACAUACUUUCUAUCGUUAAGGGGCUGAUGGUCCAAGAUAGCGGCUGGAGCUCUCCUGUUUUGUGCAGGAAGAAGAGGGAAGGGCAAAAGGAUGUGUCUCUAGCUGAUAAGGCCCCUUUAAAACUCUUCCCUGGAAGUGCCACCCAAAGACUUUUCCCUGGAUCUCAGACCACUGCCUGCAGGGGCGGCUGAAGAAUGAAACCUCUUCUCUGGGGACACAGGUCCCAGGAGGAACCAGGAUUGUUUUGUGAAGGAAGAAGGGCAAAUGGCUUAUUCUGUGGGCAGCAAGCUGUUUAUCCCCCAGGCUCAUAGUCACACAGCUGGGCUUUGCAGGCUCUGUCCAAUUGGCUUGUGUGUUUACACCCCAGACACCAAGAAGGCAGACACUGUUCCAGGGAAGCGAGCCCCAACCUCAUCACAUCUGCAUGGCAGGGGGCUCCCAGGUUCCUGAGCAUCUCUCCCAAAGUGAUGCCCAAUGCUAUGUGCUGCCAUCAGCCUCCCUUCCCCCAUGUGUGUGCGUGGACCCCCCCCCC